Rotaria sordida is the source of this 146-nucleotide messenger RNA. The record is from the annotation of a GenBank genome assembly. NCBI's taxonomy places the organism in Eukaryota, Metazoa, Rotifera, Eurotatoria, Philodinida, Philodinidae.
AUGCUAUUGCAUGAAUACAGAAUAUGUCUACCAUUUACAGUUGAAGAAUAUCAUAUUGGACAACUUUAUAUGAUAUGUAAACACUGUGAAGUUGAAUCGAAUAAAGAUGAUGGUGUUGAAGUUGUACGAAAUGAACCAAUUACUAA